GCGAGCGGCUGCAAAAUCUGCUGCAGACGGCCGCUUUGUGUCUUCCUUAAUGUGUGCAAGGUGGAGUCAUUAACACACCCAUCAGUUCUGGUUUCAUGAGGAGCUACCUGGAAGAACCUGGAGCAGGUGCACAGGAAUCUGUGGAGUCUCUGACAUGGACCAGAUUUCAUCUUUAACCUCAGGAGUUUCUUCUUCUUGCAGAUUUUAAAUCUCUGCUAGUUUGUUCUGGACGACUUGAAGUCAUUCAAAGUCCUCUGGAAGUUUCUUCAAAGAGGAUGAGGAGCUAAACAGGAAGUGGUGGGAAGAUGCCGGCAGCACAGCAGGUUUAUCCAGACAUGACAGAGAGCGUUCGGGGUCCCACCGCCGUCUUCUUCUUCUCCUCUCUUUAGCCAACAUGAGGAAGCCGUUUCCUACAAACCCCUUAUGAUCCUCUCAAACUUUCAGAGCUGAUCCCAGUUUGUGAAACCGCCUCCGAGAUUUUCCGAGUCCAAGCUGCAGGGAGCUUGUUGUCGGGAGUUGGAAGCAGGAUGGAGAGCAGGACACUGGGAAUGAGGAAGCUCCUGAGAAUUCUGGGAUUUUUCUGCCUGUGGAUUACAGCUCAGGCUCAGAUGAAGAUCCCACCAGAGACGGUGCAGCAGUGGGCGUCUGUGUUCUCCACUCAGCUUCGAGAAAUCACCACCAAAUACUCCGGCUCUCUGCUGCUGCAGAAGAAACUGAAGGAUGUGGAGUCCAUCAUUAAGAUCGUAGAGCUGGAAGGAAACGACCUGGUGAAAGAUUAUUCUGAUGAGAUUGAGCGAAUGUUGGGAAGCAAGAUGAAGUCAGUGAAGAGGUUAGCAGAGUCUGCAGAGGACGCUGACCUGUACCACGACUUCAACGCUUCAUUAACGUUUGAUUACUACAACUCCAUGAUGAUCAACACGGUGGACGAGGACGGGAACAACGUGGAGCUGGGCGGAGAGUUCCCCCUGGAGGAGAACGAACACUUUAACAACCUGCUGGUGAACACGCAGCAGAGCAACAUCCAGGUUCCCACCAAUGUCUACAACAAAGAUCCCAACAUCCUCAACGCCAUCUACAACUCUGAGGCGUUAAACGACGUCUUCAUCAGUAACUUCCAGAAGGAUCCAACGCUCACCUGGCAGUUCUUUGGCAGCUCCACCGGCUUCUUCAGGAUCUACCCCGGUAUUAAAUGGACUCCAGACUCCAACGGUGUGGCAGCUUUCGACUGCAGGAACAGGAACUGGUACAUCCAGGCAGCCACGUCUCCCAAAGACAUCAUCAUCAUGGUGGACAUCAGCGGCAGCAUGAAGGGGCUGAAGAUGACCAUCGCCAAACACACCAUCAACACCAUCCUGGACACACUGGGAGAGAACGACUUUGUCAACGUCAUUGCUUACACUGACUACGUUCGGUAUGUGGAGCCGUGCUUCAAAGGAACUCUGGUCCAGGCCGACUUGGACAACAGAGAGCACUUUAAGCUGCUGGUGGAAGAGCUGCACGUUAAAGGUGAAGCGAAGAUCAAGAACGCCAUGAAGGAAUCCUUCAAAAUACUAAAUGAGGCGAGGGUGAACGGUCAGGGCAGCAUGUGUAACCAGGCCAUCAUGCUGAUCACAGACGGAGCCAUGGAGGACUUUGAGUCUGUCUUUGAGGAGUUCAACUGGCCUGAGCGCAGGGUGCGAGUCUUCACCUACCUGAUCGGCAGAGAGAUGACCUUCGCUCAGAACACCAAGUGGAUCGCCUGCAACAACAAAGGUUACUACACACACAUCUCCACGCUGGCCGACGUGCAGGAGAACGUCAUGGAGUACCUGCACGUGCUCAGCCGGCCAAUGGUCAUCAACCAUGACCAUGACAUCAUUUGGACGGAAGCCUACAUGGACUCUGUGCUUCCCAACACCAAGGAGCUCUUCACCACCAAAGCUCAGAGUCUCCUGCUGAUGACCUCGGUGGCCAUGCCAGUGUUCAGCAAGAAGAAGGAAACGCUGUCCCAUGGGAUCCUGCUGGGUGUGGUUGGCUCUGACGUCCCACUGAUGGAGGUGAUGAAGCUGGCACCCAGAUACAUGCUGGGAGCUCACGGCUACGCUUUCCUCAUCACCAACAACGGUUACAUCCUGGCUCACCCUGACCUUCGACCUUUGUAUAAAGAUGGAAAGAAACUGAAGCCGAAGCCAAACUACAACAGUGUGGACCUGUCGGAGGUGGAGUGGGAGGAUACAGAUGAGAGGCUGAGAACGGCCAUGGUGAGGGGAGAGACCGGCAGCAGAACACUGAGCAUCAGAGCAUCGGUGGAUAAAGGGAAACGACCUCUGUACCUCGUCAACGAAUACUUCUACACCAACAUAGAUGAGACACCUUUCAGCUUCGGCAUGGUGCUGACGAAGGGUCACGGACAGCUCAUGUUUAUUGGAAACGUAUCUGUGGAGGAAGGCCUGCACGAUCUCACCUCCCCAGACCUCAGCAUCGCCUCCGAGUGGACGUACUGUGAGACGGACAUCGACCCCGGCCACAGGAAAUACUCUCAGCUUCAGGCCGCCAUCCGCUACCUGCUGGGGAAGGAGCCCGACCUCGAGUGCGACGAGGUGUUGCUGCAGCAAACACUGUUUGACGCUGUGGUAACGGCUCCAUUAGAAGCCUACUGGAACGCCCUGAUGCUCAACGACAGAGUUCAGGGGCUCAAAGGUGACUCUGUCCAGAGCCACCAGCCGGUUGCCGGCCAAGGACAGCCAGGCGAGUCUCUGAAGCCCAUCCAGCAGGCCUAUGGGCAGCCACAGGAGGCCAUUCGAGGACAGGUCGAGCCCUCGCAGCCGCCACAGCCCCCUGAACACAUCCUUGCUCAGGCCAACACUCCCUUGACUUCCAUUCCAGCCCUGGAGGACCUCUGCACUACUGUUGGGGUCAGAGCUAUCGGGGUGCAGAUGUCCUUGGAUUGGCUGGAAAAGAGGUUCUGGGCCAUUGCCAAGCAGCCCAGCGACACAGACUGUUCAACCAUCGAAGGCGUGUGUCCUCUCAGCUGUGAGAGCAUUGUUGGUCGCUUCUUUGGCGAGGUGGACGGGUCUGUGAUGGCGUCGCUGAUCAAGAUGGGAAUGUACAGAAAGUUCCUGCUGGACUUUAACCUCUGUGGUCUCUGGCACUCGGAUUAUUUUGUGGACGGCAAAGCUGGCUAUCAUACAAGUCAUAAGCAGAAGAAGGUGGAGGCUCUGCAGCCCUGCGACACAGCAUAUCCCGGCUUCAUGUACGACUCGUCUGUCAGAGAAGCUAACAGCCUCAUCAAGUGUGGACGCUGCCAGAAGAUGUUCGUGGUGCAGCAGAUUCCUGACAGUAACCUGGUUCUGGUUGUGACUCAGGCCGACUGUGACUGUUCCCGUCAGUAUGGACCCAUCCCGCUGGAGCCCAAAGAGAUCAAAUAUAACGCUACAGUGAAGUGCAACAGGAUGAAAUCCCAGAAGGUGCGGCGGCGUCCAGAGUCCUGCCACGCCUACCACCCGAAGGAAGAUGCAAAGGACUGCGGCGGAGCGUCGGCCAUCUCCCUGUCCCUCUCUGUCUUCUCAGCCUCUCUGCUCGUCUCAUCUCUCCUCCACCAUUGUACGUAAAGAAGGGACCAGCCAACCAAUCAGGGCCCACCAAGGGAGACAGCAGGAAAGUAAAGGAAAAAACGUGGAGCAGGUAGCCAAAGGACGUUUUUUACUCACCACAGGAGACAAUGGGACUUCUCAGAUUCUUUUCUUCUUCCUGCUGUUCAGACGAGUUUCUGUUCUCUCUGCAGUGGACAUUAAGGGCUAUUUCCAUUUUUUUAAGACUUACUUCUCCUUCCUGAACUUUAAAGUGAACGAGGAACAAAGAAUCCUGCUCUGCUGGAACAGACUGAUGGACAGAUGUAAGCAGUGCAGCUUGUGUGGAGAAGUUUUGCCAUUAAACUCAAAGAAUGUAACAUCUUUGUAGCUUUUGAUACAGAAAUAUUGUAAAUAAAUUAGAGUUUUACAUUCAAAUGAUUUACAGUUUUAAAAAAAGAGAGACAAAAAGCAGGACUAAACACAUUCAGCUCUUUGAGGGGUCAAAAGUCAACAGGAAAUGCAGUGGCCAAACAUUAAGCAGUGUCAUACAGAUUAUUUACCUGCAGGUAACAUGGAUGUGACUGCAGCAGCUUUUCUUUAAACCUGAGUUAGUCGUGUCAUAGUCAGAACUUAUCUGUUGCAUCAGGUGUUGAGUUUAUCCUCAAAUUAAGUGCAGCACUGUAAAAACAUUUACACUUGCUUGGAUCCAGAGACUUUUAGUUGCAGGUAGGCUACAAGAAACAGCAGUCACAUCUUCCCGUCUAAAGAAACCCAAAGUGUUUCCUGGAGCGGCGCUCGUUGACUCUUCCUCUUUUUUUCUCCCCAAGGAAUCAGAAAAUUGCUCAUUAUUUUGGUAACUUCAAGAUCAAAAGAAGUCUUUUGUUUGUUCUGACCUGGUGCACAAUUCUUGCUGGUUGUGUUUCAGAAACUGAACUCACCAGUGAAGCUGAAGGCAGAGUGUGUGUGUGUGUGUGUGUGUGUGUGUGUGUGUGUGUGUGUGUGUGUGUGUGUGUGUAGUGCUUCAACUCAUUACGUCCAACUCUUCCCAAACAAACUGUUUUCUACUUGGAAAUGAGAGAUGAUGUUGACAGAAGCUUCAGGUGAAUAUUUUCUGACAUGUUUUCUUAAAGGUCACAUUACAGUUAGCAAUCACAGAUUAUAAACCUAUCUGUCAACAGGUUGUUGGUGUAACGUUGAACCAAAUGUGGUGAUGAAACAUGAGUUUCUGUUGUCUGACUGAGCACAUCCUUUUGGUCACAGACAGUAAAACCACUGCAGCUCAGCAAAAACAACAUUUGCCAGGGUUAUUUUUAGGGUUGGAACAGUAUGAGAUUUUUACGGUAUGAGAAAAUAUCGUGGUUUCAUGGUAUCACAGAAUUAUAAUUAUUACUAUCAGCCAGAAUGACCCUUAAAGGAAUUAAAAUGGACAGUUAUUUUUGGUUAAACAAACAUUUUAUUACUAUAUUUGACACUUCAGAGUUUGUGUACAAAAUCUCCGUUUUAAAAAAUAACUAAAAUAAAAUUGAGAUUUUCUGUCCAGGUGCUUUUUUUCCCUGAUUAUUGUCGAGAAGCAAAUGUAAACGGUCCGAUAAUUGUCAAUUAUAACAUGACGGUAUACCUUGAAACCGAUAAACCGUUGCAACCAUAGGUGUUAUAUAGAGAAGCAAAGAACAGUCGUGCUUGCGAAAUUGGUUUUACUUUUUACUGUUAUCUCAGGUUCACAAAUUAAUUAUUUAGUUUCUCUUGAUAUUGGGUUAAUGUAUGUUAUUUCCUGAGAAAACAAAUGGCCGAUUUCUCAAGAUAGCGAAAUCAUUUAUCACGAGAAAACUGCUUUUGUUUAAGCUCACGCAGCAGUUAUGCUACGCUCAAGUGAGCCGUCGUUACCUUUAAUCACACCGAUCAAUGAUUUAGUCAUCUUGAGAAAUCUGCCUUUUGCUUUCUCAAGAAUCGACACAACUAAACACGUACUCAUGAGAAAACAAGCUAUGAAAUCUCAAUAACAAAAUAAUGACCCUGUGUUCCCAAGAUGACUAAAGAUUUCCAUUAUUGUGGCCAUUCUGAUUAUUAAUGUUGUUGCUGUCGAACUCUGUUGGAAAGAUUUUAGGAAACACGACUCCACUUAAAAAAGCUUAAACAAACUGAGACACGUGAGGCUCUGAAUGAAGAGAAAUCAUUUCAAAUGCUCGUCUCUGAGUCUUACUCACAGUAAACUACAGAAUUAGCACGUGGCUAACUGCUAACUCCCAAACAACGCAUUAAUCUGCAGAAAUAAAAAGCCGUUAUCAUUUUGCCUGUUUUAACAGAGUUGUGUUUCUACAUCAAAGGUAGUUAUAAUGAAAAUCCCAGCUCUUACAUUUGAAAACUCAAAUUCAGAUUUUGAUAUAAAGAGCUCGUUUUAUGUUUCCUGACGUUACAUGACGUGGUGUUUUACUUCAGCAAAUUACUGUCAAACAGAACACGUUUAUGUUUCUGUCAUAACGUGUGUGUACACUUCAGCAGUUUAAAUACACAGUCCAUGUACAGGAGGGUUCCACUGACUCGUGUGUUCGAGGCCAAAUUUUGUUUUUCAGCUUUAAUAUUUUUAAUUUAGUCGCCAAACUCUCCGAGGCAGCGUUCACAGACUCAGAGACUGAAGUUGGUUCGGAUUUAGCAGCAUUUUAACAUCAAGUAUCUCAACUGUCAGUCGAGCCCUCCUGCUGUUAACACAUUCACAUUCUGCCUGCAGUCACAGUGAGGACGCCACCCGCUGGACACCAGCAGCAACAACAACAAAAAUAAUGUGACGUUAAGAAAAAAAAAUCCCACAUAGAAACUGUGAUCACUUGUGUCUUUGUUUGGGCCGUUACUUUUAUUUCAGCCAAUAUUAUUAUUUCAGCCAUUUCUAGGACAGGGAAGUUUAGAUGGAAGCAGUGCCUGAAUUAUUAAUAUCAUGCAGACUUUGGAAUGUGUGAUUUUAUUAUUGAGGUUUCUGGAAGUCCUGACGAGUCUAAAUCAGAUCAGAUUUAAUUAUUUAUUACUGAUCAAUUUUAAUUUUAAAUCUGCAACAACUUUAAUAAGAAAUGAACGAUUUAAAGGUCCAGUGUGAAGGAUUUAGGGCGAUAUGUCAGCAUGAAUGGGACAAAAUAUAAGAAGAACAUUUUUCUUUCAAACCUGGAGCGAUGUCACUUUUCUUGUGCUGCUUUCAGACGUCUUUCACGAGAAUUUAAACUUUUGAAACCUCAGAAAAUUGGUGCAAUUUUUUUUUUUUUUCAAAACCAUGGGGAAAAUGGCAAUGAGCAACUUGGUAGGAAAUGUCCUACAAAUUGCAAAAAAUAAUAGAUUUAGA
Molecule: messenger RNA, 6876 nt
Organism: Epinephelus lanceolatus (giant grouper)
Lineage: Eukaryota; Metazoa; Chordata; Actinopteri; Perciformes; Serranidae
Source: RefSeq, a predicted model, not a curated record